AUGGGGCACCAGCAGCAGCAGUGCCUAAUAGUAUUUCUAUGUCUCGGGGUUGCCCUGACAUCGUCAGCGAGUCGUAGAGAAGAGCUUGAGAAGGCAGCGGAAGUCGCUGUGGAAAAAUCAGCCGAAAGAGCAGCCGAGAGAGCAGUGGAGAAGGCCCUCGACAGCGGAAACACCACUACGGAAUCCAAAAUCGUCCGCGAGUCUUAUGCGAACAUUAGAAAAGAUCCGCAAAAAGAGAAGAAGGAGAAUGACGAUUACGGCAAUAGGUAUGUGCCGGUGGAAGACGAGGUGGAGCAAGAGGAAGACGUCGACGACUGGAGCACGUAUUCUCGAGGUUCGAGAUCUUAUCCGCGAAACUUGAGGGGCAGAGGUUUUCGCGCAUGGUCGAGCAAGCUCGAUUUCCAAGACACAUCGGAUAUCUGGAGAAGAUUCCCGCGGAGCGAAUGGUCUUACGAGGACACCAUCUGGGACAAGCCAAGCGAGAAGGUUGUGACUUUAGAGAAGAAGGUUCCGGUACCCGUGACUGUCGAAAAGAAGGUGCCAUUCCCUGUUUACAAGCACGUGCCGUACGAAAUCAAGAUACCGGUGCCGCAGCCGUACACGGUGGAGAAGAGGGUGCCGUACCCGGUGAAGGUGUACGUGCACGUGCCGGUCGAGAUACCGGAACCUUACCAGGUUGAGAAGCAGGUUCCUUAUAAAGUCAAGGUCGACAAUCCCGUGCCGUACAAGGUCGAGGUGCCGGUACCGCAGCCGUACACGAUUGAGAAGAGAGUUCCGAUCGAGGUGAAGGUGCCGGUGCCGCAGCCGUACACCGUCGACAAGCCGGUACCCUACGAGGUGAAGGUACCAGUCAAGGUACCGACCCCGUACGAGGUCGAGAAAAAGGUGGCGGUGCCGGUAAAGGUGACAGUGGACCGGCCGUAUCCGGUACCGGUGCCUAAACCUUACCCGGUGGAGGUUACUAAAUCGUAUCCGGUGGAAGUGCCCAAGCCGUACCCCGUGAAAAUCAAAGUACCCGUGGAUAAGCCGUAUCCAGUGGCGGUGGAGAGACCGGUUCCGGUACCUGUUGAAGUGCCAGAUCCCCGGCCGUACACCGUGGAAAAGCGCGUGCCAGUAGAAGUGGUGAAACCGUACUCCGUUCCGAUUAAAGUGCCGCUGGAUAAGCCGUACGAGGUGUACGAGGCGAAGCCAGUACUCGUCCCCGUGAAAAAGCCAUUUCCUUACGUCGUACAAGUACCGGUGCCCGUCAAACUUGGUUGGAAAGAUCGAGGCAACAUCAAGGAUAAAGAGGACCUGGCGGAGAGCGAGAGCGCCGAGACUGAGUGGCGGCGGCCGCGAUGGUUAGAUCACGAAUCGUUCAAGCGAUAAAAUCGCAGAGGCAUUUUCGAAAUGCCGCAAGUAAAUUACGGUAUUAACACACACGUUGCACCGACUAUCUUUUACGCCUAACGACGAGAAGUACAUUCUAUACAAUUUGGAGAAAAAGAUCGAAUCCCACUAAAAGACUUAAGUUCCUCGUGUUUAGGAUAAUUCAGAGUUAUAUCUGCUGCAUGAUUUCUGAAGUUUCGUACCAACAUGUAGGGAAAU
Molecule: messenger RNA, 1587 nt
Organism: Odontomachus brunneus
Lineage: Eukaryota; Metazoa; Arthropoda; Insecta; Hymenoptera; Formicidae
Product: proline-rich protein 4-like
Exons: 2
Coding region: 1-1368 (455 amino acids)
Source: RefSeq, a predicted model, not a curated record